Molecule: messenger RNA, 1707 nt
Organism: Mercenaria mercenaria
Lineage: Eukaryota; Metazoa; Mollusca; Bivalvia; Venerida; Veneridae
Product: fibropellin-1-like
Exons: 13
Coding region: 1-1707 (568 amino acids)
Biological process (GO): heterophilic cell-cell adhesion; establishment or maintenance of epithelial cell apical/basal polarity
Cellular component (GO): protein-containing complex; plasma membrane
Molecular function (GO): protein binding; calcium ion binding
Source: RefSeq, a predicted model, not a curated record
AUGAUCACAUUCAGAGCGUUGUCUGACUUUGAAAACAGGGGUCUCGAGUUCCAUACCCCGUACCUCCAACUAAACAUACUAGUUCCGUGUAUGAGUGCUUUACACCUGGCGGUCAAAACAACCAGUGAGGCUUCUAGCAUUGGAGCGUCUUCUGUAUCUUACACUUUCAUCCCACUAAAGAAUUACUGCGCCAAUUCUCCUUGCCAAAACGGCGGUGUGUGUUCUAAUACACAGAAUGGUUACUCAUGCGCAUGCGCUUCCGGAUAUACUGGUUCGACCUGUUCACAAGAUGUCAAUGAGUGUUCGAGUAACCCGUGCCAGAAUGGGGCUGUAUGUAACAACCUUGUGAACCGGUACACGUGCACAUGUGCUUCUGGUUGGACAGGAACCACUUGUAAUCAAGAUGUGAACGAAUGUGCCAGUAACCCUUGCCAGAAUGGUGGAGCCUGUACCAACGGACUGAAUCAGUUCACAUGCGCAUGCACGGCAGGUUAUUCUGGAACAACGUGUAGUCAAGACAUCAAUGAAUGCGCAAGUAACCCGUGUGCGAAUGGUGCUGUGUGUAACGAUCUUGUGAACAGAUACACGUGCUCAUGUGCUUCUGGUUGGACAGGAACUAAUUGCGAUCAAGAUGUGAACGAAUGUGCCAGUAACCCUUGCCAAAAUGGCGGAGUGUGCAGCAAUGGACAGAAUCAGUUCACGUGCGCAUGCGUAGCAGGAUAUUCCGGAACUACAUGUAGUCAAGAUGUGAAUGAAUGCGCGAGUUCUCCUUGCCAAAAUGGUGCCACGUGUAACAAUAACCAGAACCAUUAUACGUGCACGUGUGCCGGUGGUUAUACCGGAACAAACUGCCAGCAGGAUAUCGAUGAGUGCGCGAGCUCUCCGUGCCAAAAUGGUGCCACGUGUAACAAUAACCAAAAUAGCUACUCGUGCACGUGCGCCGGGGGAUGGACUGGUACCGACUGUGACGAAGAUAUCGAUGAAUGCGCGAGUUCCCCGUGUCAGAACGGAGCCACGUGCAACGACUAUGUAAAUUAUUACACCUGUGACUGCACUGGGGGAUGGACGAGCACAAAUUGUGACCAGGUGAUUGGAACACCUAUGGAUGGUAACUGGGGCGACUGGCAGGCGUGGCAAGGGUGUAGUGUGACUUGUGGCUCCGGGGUACAGAAACGGUAUCGAGCAUGUGACAACCCUCCGCCUGACUACGGUGGUUCACCAUGCGCAGGGGAUUCAUUUGAGUCCAAUGUUUGCACUGCUUCUGGUUCUUGUGCAGCUGUAGUGGACGGAAAUUGGGGCUCUUGGUCCAGUGCCGGAUCAUGUAGCGCCACCUGUGGUCAAGGACUGAGUAUCAGGGUUAGGUACUGUGAUAGUCCAGCCCCGAGCGGUGGAGGAAAACAGUGCAGUGGGGACGCCUCUGUCUUAUUUGCAUGUUCACAGCCAGCUUGUAAUACGUCAAACUCAUACGGAGCAAAUUAUGUUAAUGUCUGUCCCAGUGGUUACUUCACGUGUGCUACUGGAAGUGUCACGUGUAUACAGGAAUUAUUUGUGUGCGAUUGUUUCGGGGAUUGUGAUGAUUCCAGUGAUGAAAUUCCGGAAUGGGCAGGCUGUGCGACAUUCUGCAAGAGCAGUGCCUCAGGGUUGACACAGACACUACAUGUUUUGGUUGUGUUGGCAGCAGUGGUAAAGCAAGUAUUUAACCUGUAA